UCCUUGCCCAGUAGUUCGCAACAGCGUCUGCCAUCUAUCCGCGAUAGCAGCCGCCCAUCCCGCCCGCGCCGCCAAAUCAGCGAACGCGAUAUAUGUCCAAUCUGCAACAACCAAUUCCCACCGCUAAGCGAGGGCAGUGAAGAAGCCCGCGAGGCGCAUAUCCGCGAUUGCAUCGAGAAUCAUGGUCCGCGGGUGCGAUCGUCUCCUCUAGCUGCGAGCGUACAACCCCAGCCUCAACUACCAGUGCGAAUGGUUGCGUUUACCGCGACGGAGAAGGAUUGUCUGGGACAUGAUGCUGAGGCACAAGAGUGCACGAUCUGCAUGGAAGAAUAUGAGGUUGGACAGCCGCUGGUGAGGCUUGAGUGUUUGUGCAAGUUUCAUAAGAGGUGUAUUGUGGAGUGGUUCGAGAGGAAGAAGGAGUGUCCGGUGCAUAAA
Aspergillus ruber CBS 135680 is the source of this 435-nucleotide messenger RNA. RefSeq lists its product as uncharacterized. NCBI's taxonomy places the organism in Eukaryota, Fungi, Ascomycota, Eurotiomycetes, Eurotiales, Aspergillaceae. The record is from RefSeq and is a predicted model, not a curated record. The annotation marks the transcript as partial. The transcript has 2 exons.